AAUAUCUCUAAGGAUGGAGACUCCACACAAUCUCAUAGAGCAACUUUGCCAGCACUCAGUCACCUGCACAGUAAAGUUGUUGUUCCAGACAGAACACCUGUUUUCAGUUUGUGCCCACUGCUUCUCAUCACAACCGAAAAGAGCCUGGCUUCAUCUUCUUUACACCUCCCUUUCAGAUGUUUUUAUAUAUAUACUAAUUCUCAAGAAAAAAUCCUUUUUCUUUCUGCAUUGCUUUCUAAAAUCACAAUCCAUGUAAAACCAUCACCAAAGACCCUUUCUAGGACAAUUAUUUGCCCCAUUCUUUCUCCUUCUUAGCUGAGUCUACAAUAUUUAACUACAGUUCUAUAACAGAACUUACUUCAAUAUAGUUCAAGGUGAAAGGGCUUGUCCUGUAGAAUUAAGCUUAAGCUAAAAAAAAACAUGUUUCAGAGUUGGUCUUACGUAUGAAAAAUAAGUAUGUGUCUACAUUGCAAACAUAGACUGUAAUCCUUAAAGUUUUACUUCUCACUUUAGACCAUUUUAGAGGAUCCAAUUUUCAGAAGAUGUUGAGUAAUUCCACAUUUUCUUUUCCCUUUUGAAUCUCACACUUGAGAUACUAAAAAAUGUCACUUCCAGUCAUGAUACUUAGUCUUCAACUCUGUCAUAUAAAUGAAAUAUACUAAACAACAAAGUUGAGGCACUGAUAUUUGCUCUGAAUGAAGAAAUCACUACAAACAGAGUUGUUUGCAAGUCUGUUUCCCUUAGAAAUCCUGUUUAACUUUUACAAAAUACACAGCUGAAAAGCAAAAACUGCUUUGUUAUAGGUGAUGUUAUAGGUACAUAAAUUAUAGCAAACCCACUCCAAGUUAUCUUUUCCUGAUCUCCAUUUUCAUCAUCUACCUCCUUACUGCCUCUCCAUGGAUGAAUCAAUGAGAAAUAUUAUGCAGUAUCUAUCCAUGAACAUACGUCUCUUCAUACUUAAACAUGGGACUACAUUCUUUCCUUCACACGAGAUUACUACAUCUGCAAAGAAGUCUGAAAAUAAAGCACCAUUAGUAGAAGACUAAGUGUAACUUCAGCCAGUCUCCAGAACGUGGUUAGUGUUAUACUCUUUUUAUUUAGCUAAUAAGUAAAAAUCAGAAUACAUUCAAUUUUUUUCUAUUUUGCCUGUCAGUUCUGAUGGCAAGGCACAGCUGUUUAGUUUAGUUUAUAGAGUCAUAUGAAUGGCCUAUAUUUAAUCUGAGUAAUUCAUAGUAUUUGCUAUGAGCAUUUGAUAUUACUUUCAAUUAUGAAUAUAGUCUUCUCAGAAUGUAAAGUAACUAGUACAUACUUGACUGGCUCUUAUGCUUGCGCAAGCUGAUGAAGCUCCAUUGAUUUCAAAUGGAGCAAUUCCAAUUUAUUGUCAGUAGAUAGUGUGAGAUAUUUGCAUAGUUACAAUAACUCUUUCCUGUGGGCACGGAGACCCUAAACUAAUCUUUCUUUUCAGAAAGCAGCUUCUACUCUCCAAAGUGUAGCCAUAGAUGUAUGCACAAAUAUACACAAAUAUUUUGUUCAUGUUCUUGUAUGUGAGCAACAUUUAUGCUCCAAUUGUUUUACAUAUGUCAGUUUCUACAUAUGUAUGUUGCACCAGUUCCCAAAAGGAGAAUGCAGGCCUCUUUUUGCCUCACUGUCACAUAGCAAGGAUAGGAAAGGACUACACAUUUCAGAAUCUGUAGUCAUGACUGAGAAAAUUAAGGAGAGAAUGUUCCCUGUGCAGUGAAAGAAAAGGUAUUGGUAGUUUAGUAAAACCCCAAGAUUCAGCCUUCUCUCUACUAUACUUUAGAAAUAUAAAGGUACUAAUAGCAAAACACUUUAGAAAAAGCAGUAUUUUGUUUACUUUAAAAAGUCAGCAACUUUCUCAUUCAGUAAAAUGUUUAAAUACUGAAUAUUUAUUUUUUUACAAAACAUCUUUGAAAAUGUCUGAUAUUCAAAGUGUGUGGUCCUAUUCUAUGAAAUGACAUGCCACUUGGAUUUUUCAGUGCCAGAUCUAUAGGUCAAUGUUCAUCUGAUUAAAAUUUUUUUCUUAUUUUACUUAUGUAAUUUAACCCUGGAUUUCUGGUCCAGUGAGUACAAUAUGCAGUCCCUAACAGCAGACAUUACCUGCUGCUGAGGUGAUGUUGUAGGAAACUUUGAUCAUCUCCAACUUUAGUGAACCCAAAAAUAAAGUUUUUAAUAUUUCCAAAUGAUACUUUAAAAAUAUUAAGAUGUAACUUUCUUGAAAGCAGGUCCUUUUCAGGUUCUGUUUUACAGUCUGAUUCUGAAGUACUGUUGCAUGUGUGAACUAUAAUACAGAGGAGAGCGAGCCCUUGACUUGAGCCAAGAGGUGCCAUCUAACUUUUACAUCUAUGAUGUAAAAGGAAAAAUCUUUGUUCAGGAUGUGCACGAAUGCACCCUUCACACAUGCAUGACAGCUUUCUAUCUCUGUUUAGUGUAGUGAACUUGUCUGCUGAGCUCUAUAAAUGUGUAUUACUCUAGAUUCAGUUAUGGCAACAGACAGGUGUAUGGUUCUUGGUGGUAGUUCAUUUCUUUCCUGUACUUUUUACUGUAAGUGUAUCACUUGAAAAACAUAAUCAAGCAGUCAUCUUUUAAAUGCUAGCUGACCUGCUAGAUGAUAUAGCCCAUGUAACAAACUGCUCAAUGAGGUGUACUGGGCUGCUGUCUCAUGUGUUUUUUUCCUGAAAUCAUCCUACUGUAAACAAGAAACUUUAUCUGACACAAGAAAACAUACAAACUCAAACAAAAAGAGACUGAAUCCUGAAGAAAAAGGUAUUGUCUUGCAUUCUGUAUUCUUUGUUUAGAAACCUUUGAAGCUUUUCGUCAAAAUGCAAUUAUAUUGUCUGUGACAAUCCAUUUCAUCAAGUGUAUAAUCCUGGUGCAAAAUAAAGGUCUAAACGACCCUUUUAUCACCAUCUGCUGUUGUAUCAGCAUACUGCAGAGCUAGGGAGCAUGCCUGCCUGCAGGAGAUGUAAAGUUAACCAACUUAAUGGACAGAGUGCCUUCUAUUUAGUUCUGGAAUUACAGCACAAUUUUGCAGUGCUUAAUUGCAGGUAAAAAUAAUGUUGAGAUAUGAAGACAAAGUAUCACAGUGAAAGUGCCAUCUCAGGAAGACAAUUAGAUUUUUGAGCUUAAGAUAGUUUCCAGGUUAAUUUUGAAUCCAUGGGCAUUAUGUCUUCAAUACUACACUGUUGCUUGCUUAGGGAAGGUUGGAGAUGGUAAUUCUGGGGCUGCCUUUUCAUUUGAAACCAGACUAAGUUAUUUCAAACUAAUACAGCUGAAAAUCCAAAUUUCGUAGAUACAUAUGCAAGUUCAUAUAUGCUUUGCUAGUCAAUGACUGCAGUUCCAUAACUUUGAGUGGCUUGGAGACAGGAAGAAUACAGUAACAAGUAGAAAGUAAGAGGACAUGGGGAAGAGAAUGUGGAAAUUAGGGAAAAGGAAGUAGUAUUUAAAAAAGAAGACUGACAACAAGGGAAAGUCAGGCUUUCAGAAAUAGCUGAAGGACCUGACUGACAGUAAUGGUGAGAGGGUCUGAAACCAUGGUCUUAACUUUUCAGUAGUGUCAUUAUUAGUCCCUAGCAUUCUAGACAGAAAUUUUAAAAAGGGACCAUGAAUUCCAGUACAUGGAUCCAAGAGCAGAGAAAAAAUAUACGUAAACACCCCCCAAAAAAUCAACAUUUAUUUUGUGGACUGUAUAGCGAGACUUAGUGUUUCCUUACAAAUUUACUAUGGUACCACAGCAUGAUAUUCAGGGCAGAACCUUAGGAAGCAUCUUUUUAGUUUUGUUUGCUACUCUAAGUUUAUUAAGUUUGUACACAAUCUCAGUUGUGUAAUAUUGGCUAUGCCAAUACGACUGUGGUCAACUAGUAGAAAACUGCCUUUCCUGGCUUCAAGAAGCAGUGGUAGAGGAAAUAAGAGUGUCUUGUAAUAUGCAUGAUUUGUGCCAAAACUAAGUGAUGGUCAUUUUACACUGGAAUAUAGGCUGUCAUUUAUGUCCAGUGAGAUGUCAGCUGUAAAUCCAGACCGUUCUUCGUUCUGAGCAGAACUGAAACUGAAAGUGAAGUGAAUAAGUUGUACAUAACACGCACAGGUAUUAAAUUUAUGCCUAUAUUUUUAAUUAUAAUUAUUUCCUUGAAGGGAACAGAGAUGUGAGCAAAAGGCUUAUCUUGUAUAAACCUGUAGACCCUGGAGUGAAACUCAACUUACAAUUGAAGUCUGGCAUACAGACCUCCAGUGAGUAUGAAGUAUGAUUCAGUAGAGUUGGCAUAAUUCAUCUAGAGAUAAUCAAGUAUUUUUUGUAGUUAAAUUUGACCUAGGCUAGGCUUUGCAUAGAGGGUAGCCAUUGCUGUAGUGCUUCAAAUUAAAAGUGCUUCUUUAUAAUAUAAUAUUGGCAUAAGGCUACCUGAAAAAUUAACCAAGCACUUUGGAGUAGUGCUGGUUUUUGUUAAUAGUGUAUUACAUUUAUAAAUUUAAAUUUAAAAUUGAUAGGUUUUGUUGAUGCUACUAAUGUCAAUGGGUCCAGCCCUUUGCUUAAUACUAAGUGCUUUGCUGAAUGCUAGUGUGACAAUUCAGAAUUUGGAUAAACUGCUGCCUUAAUCCUAAGCACCUCUAGCCAACUAUUUAUCACCCUAAUGCCCUUCUGUUUGAUAUUUACUUCUUUGAACAUUGCUACCUUACUCUUUUUGCAAAUCCAUGUUUGCAUUGAUGUCAUAAAGUAAGCAGAAUGAAUGUGUGAAAUUGCUUGUAAAAUUAUCAAAUGAAAUGAAUAGCAAAUAUGAUGACUUUUUUUUAAAAGUUGGAUUAGGAAACUGUCAGCAAUGAUGCACUCUGCUAAUGCUUACUAGAGCUGAACAGUAUAUAUAUAAGUCUGCACAAAGGAGGCAGCUAGGCAGAUCUCAGGAUCCUCAAGGCUCCCCAUAGUUCCAGAAGAAAGAGUAGCAGAUCUUUCUCCAACUGCUACAUAUCACUUCAAAAUAUAAAAGGCAAUGAAAAUGAAAAGUAUUUAUUUUAUUGCUGGACUCCUUUUAAUGAUAGUUCAAGGCAGCUGGCAAAAUCCUCUUCAGGAAACAGAGGAGAAAUCAAGAUCAUUCAAAGCCUCCCAGUCUGAACCAUUAGAUGACUCUAGACAGCUGAAUGAAGUAAAGCGUCAUUCACAAGGCACAUUCACCAGUGACUACAGCAAGUACUUGGACAGCAGACGAGCUCAGGACUUUGUGCAAUGGUUAAUGAGCACUAAAAGAAAUGGCCAACAAGGACAAGAGGACAAAGAGAAUGACAAAUUCCCAGACCAGCUCUCAAGCAAUGCAAUUUCCAAGCGUCAUUCUGAAUUUGAGAGACAUGCUGAAGGCACCUACACCAGUGAUAUCACUUCUUAUUUGGAAGGUCAAGCUGCCAAAGAAUUCAUUGCUUGGUUAGUGAAUGGACGAGGAAGAAGAGAUUUCCCAGAAAAAGCUUUAAUGGCUGAAGAAAUGGGCCGAAGACAUGCAGAUGGCACUUUCACAAGUGAUAUCAACAAAAUCCUGGAUGAUAUGGCUGCCAAAGAGUUCCUAAAAUGGCUGAUUAACACAAAAGUUACCCAAAGAGACCUUUUGGGAGAAUACCAGUAAGAAUGCAGAAAAAAAUGGGAUAAAUGGAGAUCUUCACUGCCUCAAUACCAGCUACGAAGAGAUUCUGAAAUCUAUAUUGUCAUUUACAUAGGUUAUAACAAAGCUGUGUCACUUUGCAUGCCAGAAAAUAAUUGUAGUGUCAUUUAAUGUUGCCAAAGGAUUAUAUAUGGAAUACCUACCGUCUAAUGGAUGGUUAUCAGAAUAGUUUUAAGAUUAUGAAAGUUCCAAUUCUUUAUAUUUUCCACUUAUUUGAACUGAAAUAACACCAUUUAUAUUUACUUAUGAAAUUAUUUUUCUAAAAAUUGACUUAUGCACACAAAUGAUUCAAUUACCAGUUAUUACCUUGGGACUGGCAGCUGCAAAUGUCUGAAAAGUAAAUAUCCCUGUUGAAACCUUUGUUAUAAAAAGGCUAAGCUUUAAGGAUAUUAAAUAAUAGCCUUAAAUAAAUUUUUUUCAAGCUUCUUUUCUGUUGA
Molecule: messenger RNA, 6091 nt
Organism: Coturnix japonica (Japanese quail)
Lineage: Eukaryota; Metazoa; Chordata; Aves; Galliformes; Phasianidae
Gene: GCG
Product: glucagon
Biological process (GO): negative regulation of apoptotic process; adenylate cyclase-modulating G protein-coupled receptor signaling pathway; positive regulation of insulin secretion involved in cellular response to glucose stimulus
Cellular component (GO): extracellular region
Molecular function (GO): hormone activity; glucagon receptor binding
Source: RefSeq, a predicted model, not a curated record